CUCAUUUGCGGCUUUUCAAGAUCCAUCACGUGCGACUUUUCACUAAGCUUCCUCUGGAGCAUUCGAGCACUGCUAUCGAAGCUGUAGGUCGACGAUCUGGAAUCGCUAAACCAUGCGCAGUGUGUUGGCGUGGAGUGACAAAGUGCCUGAGCGCAAUGGCGAGAAAUUUGUGGUUCAGGAUUUGGCAUUUCGACCUGACGGGAGUCAAGUUGUGGCUGCUGUGGGCACACGCGUGCUGGUGUACGACGCUGUUGAUGGCACCUUGCUGCACUCGCUAAAAGGUCACAAGGGGACAGUGUAUUCGGUGGACUAUUCGCACGACGGCAAACGCUUUGCGUCCGGUGGCGCGGACAACAUCGUCAUCAUCUGGACCGACAAGGCCGAAGGAAUCCUCAAAUACACACACAACGACAGUAUCCAGAAGUUGGCCUACAAUCCUCAGUCUCAAUGUCUUGCGAGCUGUACCGCGUCAGACUUUGGGCUCUGGGCCCCGGAGCAAAAAUCGGUGGCCAAACACAAGGUCGUGGCUAAAAUUCUGUCAGCUUGUUGGAGUAAAGAUGGCCAGCUACUGGCACUUGGUCUGCUCAACGGCAACGUGACGCUGAGAGACAAACAAGGAGCCGAGAAGAGGCUCAUCGAGAGAUCGAGUGCCCCCGUGUGGGCUUUGGCAUGGAGCCCGGCACUAGACGACGACUCUACCGACAUCCUCGCAGUCGGGUGCUGGGACCGGUCGUUGGCCUUCUACAGUCCCAGUGGCGUCAUGCAGGGCAAAGCUCGCAAACUCGCCUUCAAUCCCACCAGUCUCACGUACUUCAGUAAGGGGAAGUAUCUCCUCGUUGGCGGAACCAACCGGAAGGCUGGACUCUAUACCAAAGACGGUAUAUUCCUUGUCGGAAUUUGUGAGCAGGAGAGCUGGGUGUGGGCUAUCAAGGCUCGGCCCAAGACGAAUUUUGUGGGUGUAGGCAGCGAGGACGGCACGCUGUCCGUGUACUGCCUUGUGUUUGGUACUGUACACGGCAUCUACCAGGAGCGCUACGCGUACCGUGAACACCUUACCGAUGUGAUCGUCCAGCACUUAAUGACGGAGCAAAAAGUUCGAAUCAAGACCCGCGACUGCGUCAAGAAGCUCAGCGUGUAUAGAGAUCGUCUUGCAGUGCAACUGUCGGAUCGAAUCAUCAUCUACGAACUCGCGGGGAACAGCGCGACUAAUGCCAGUUACGACAUGCACUACCGAGUGAAAGAGCGCAUCACCAAGGACUUGCCCUGCAGUCUGUUAGUGGUCACGAGUUUGCACUUUAUCCUGUGCCAGAAGCAAAAGCUGCAGCAGUAUGAUUUUACGGGACGCAAAGAGCGCGAGUGGGUGUUAGAGUCGCUUAUCCGCUACAUCAAAGUGACGGGCGGUGCUCCUGGUCGAGAAGGUCUUCUCGUUGGGUUAAAAGACGGCUCCGUGUGGCAGAUUUUCAUCAAUAAUCCGUUCCCGAUCCCUCUCAUCCAGCAGAGCAGUCCCAUCUCCUGUCUCGACAUCAGCGCCAACCGAGAAAAACUUGCUGUCGUGGAUGACUCGCACAAAUGUCUAGUGUACGACUUGGCCACCAAGCAGCUUCUGUUCGAAGAAGGGGCCACCAACAGUGUGGCGUGGAACACUGAGUGUGAGGACAUGCUGUGUUUCGGCGGCAACGGACAGCUCAAGAUCCGAGCGGGACAGUUCCCAGGCCACACGCAACGCAUGCAGGGCUUCGUCGUGGGCUUCUCGGGCUCCAAAGUCUUCUCGCUCAGUGCGCUGAGUGUCCAGACGAUCGACGUGCCUCAGUCUGCGCCUCUGUAUCGCUACUUAGAGCAGAACGACUUCGCUCAAGCCUAUGCCGUCUCGUGUUUAGGCGUCACAGCAGCCGACUGGCGUUUGUUGGCGUGGGAAGCGCUCAAGAGCAUGCGCUUCUCCGUCGCUCGUAAGGCGUUCAUCCGAGUGCGAGACGUUCGCUACAUUGAGCUCGUGAACGCGCUAGAGCAGACGUGGAAGCAGCAGCUUCCUCAGAGUGAAGGUAGCAGCAACCAGGAGGGCGAAGAUGCUGGCGGAGAAGCGGGCAAGAAGGUCAGAGCUUUGCUCCAGGCUGAGAUCAUGGCGCAUCAGGGCAAAUUCCCACUGGCUGCCAAGUUGUUUGCGGACUGCGGAGAACCCGCACGCGCCAUCAAAAUGUUCGCAGAUCUCCGCAUGUGGGACGAAGCCAAGCGCUUUGCUACCGCGCGACAAGCCGGAGAUGUCCAGCAACUCGUGUUGGCACAAGCUCGGUGGGCUGAAGACGUGCAGGAUUGGCGAGCUGCGGCCGAAAUGUACGCUGCGAGCGGGAACUACGUCCGUGCUGGAGAGAUCCUGGGCGAACACGGCUGGCUCGACCAGCUCUUGGACCUCACACGCAAACCCGAAGCUGCAGAGUCCUCGCAAUUGCUCACGAUCGCCGCCAGCUUUUUCUUGAAAGGAGGCCAGUUCGCGAAUGCGCGUGACAUGUUCUUGAAGCUGGGAGACCUCGACGCGUUGCUGCAGAUGCACAUCCGACUGCAGGAGUGGGAAGAGGCCGUGCGCUUGGCGGACAGACACCGAGACAGCGUGCGUCGACCGGAUGAGGUCUUUGUGCCGUAUGCGCAGUGGCUGGUGACGCAAGACCGCUUCGACGACGCCUUGGAGGCGUAUACGCGAGCGCAGAGACCGGAUCAGUGCUGCAAGUUGCUCUGCCAACUCAUCGACAACGCAGUGAGAGAGCGUCGCUUCCGUGCCGCUGCGUACUAUCACUGGAGACUCUGCGAGCAGCAGAUGAAGACCGUAUUCUCCCCACAGCAGCAAGUGGAAGACGGCAAGGAGCUGAGUGAGGAGCAACGCUAUCGACUCGCAGAAGCCACGGAGAACGAGCUCUUGUCGGAGCUCUACUACGCGUACGCCAUGGUCUACGCCUUCACGGACGAGCCCUUCACCACUUUACAGCCCGAGUCGCUCUUCCACGCUGCUCGCUUCCUCCUCAACAAACUGUCAGCUCGAGGCAGCAACGGCAGAGCGGGAGGAGGCAACGGCAACGCAGCAGCGACGGCGCCUCCUCCUCCUGGGAUCUCGCUCAGCAACAUCUACUUCACUCUCGGACACCACGCACUGCAGCUCGAGAGCUACAAACUGGCGCGACAGGCGUACGAGAAACUGCUGCAGAUGCGGCUGAGACCGGACUGGCAGGCUGCUGUCGAGUGCACGGCCAUGACGCUGCAGGCUCGACCGUACGCCGAUCGCGAGGAGCUGCUGCCCGUGGACUACCGUUCGUCCACGGUCAACCCCCUGCUGAACCCCAACAACACUGGCGAUGUCUGCGUCAACUCAGGGCAUCCGUUCGUGCGCUCCUUCGUGUCGUUCGAGAAUCUCCCGCUCGUGGAGUUCCAGCCAGAGCCUGGUCUCUCGGACGCCGAGGCGGAGGAACUCAUCUUGAUGCAUCCGACCGACACGGGAGGCGCCUCCAAGCGAGCAGGCGACGGCUGGCGAGAGACCGACUACGGCAAUGGCCGUCAGAGCAUGAAACUCGACGACGACGAACCUCUGCGCGCCGAAGACGCGACCAAAGACGGCACGGACUUGUUCGAGCAGGCUCUCAACCGACAGGCGACGUACGGCUCCAGUGUCGGUCACCGCUCGGGGGCAGCUCACUACCGCGUGCUCCAACUGGACGCUCGCACUCUUCGCGCGCUCCGUCCGACCGAGGUCUUCAUCGUCAAGUACCCGACACGCGCGCUCCGCCCCAAAUACUACAAGAACAUGAUCCCCGAGAUCAAAAUCUACCUGUCGCCUCAGUGUCGGCGCUUCUUCCACGAAGAAGACUUCGAGUUCGAGUACCUCAAGGCUGGUCACUGUCCGUGUUGCCAAGUGCCGGAGCUCGCGGCGUUAAACCCACCGGCACCAGAACCCGAACUCGCUGCCAGUCCACUGAAGCUCAACAAGUGA
Messenger RNA from Phytophthora infestans T30-4, 3970 nucleotides. Its product is annotated as Intraflagellar Transport Protein 122. Gene Ontology annotation, cellular component: intraciliary transport particle A; non-motile cilium. Bases 113 to 3970 code for a protein of 1285 amino acids. Lineage: Eukaryota; Oomycota; Peronosporomycetes; Peronosporales; Peronosporaceae. Gene Ontology annotation, molecular function: protein binding. The transcript is spliced from 5 exons. The record is from RefSeq and is a predicted model, not a curated record. Gene Ontology annotation, biological process: non-motile cilium assembly; protein localization to cilium; intraciliary retrograde transport.